CUGGCGGGAGCGUUAUUGUGCUCGGCGGUUGCUGUUCGUUGAGCUUCUGUUGAGAGAAGCGGCCGGUGCGGCGCCGCCGGAGGUACGUUGGGGCCGGGCGAGAGCGCCGCGCGAGCGGCGGUUGGCCGAGUCGGCGGUUGCGCGGCGCCGCGCGUCUCUCUGAGGGCUGGCGCCGAAGCCCGGGGACGCCGCGCGAGCAGGGCGGUCGCAGUGGCGGGGCCGACCGAAAGGCGCCCGCAGAGUGGCCCCGGGGUUCCGGCCGGGAGGACAGCCGCGACGGGCGAGAGCACGCGUCCGCGGCGCUUCCCGAGGGGGCGGUGCGGGGAGCGGCGGCGGCUGCGUGCGCCCCGCGUGGGGGUCGUGGCUACGGACGGACACGGCGGCGGCCUCAGGGUUUUAUCCUUCCGAGGUAUGAAAGAUGGCAAGUCCAGAUAGAAGUAAGCGGAAGAUACUAAAAGCCAAAAAAACAAUGCCUGUGAGUUGCCGGAAGCAAGUAGAGAUCCUGAAUAAGUCAAAGAAUGCCGAAGCACUGAAAACAGCAACUGGGAAUAAUGUGUCAAGUGGUAAUCAGAAUUCAAGUACUGGUGUCAUAAAUAGCAAAUAUGGACAUUCUGAAAAUGAUGCUUCCUUAUUGGACUCUAACAAAAAUUCAGUAUGCUCAGAGAAAAGUAAAGCAUUUUCUCAGAAUGUAAUGAAACCACUAGAAAUAGUUGAUUCAGAAACAAGAUUGGAAUACAUUGAAGAACAAGUUGUGUGCCCUUACCAAAAGCCAAGCAAAACAAUAGAGUCUUCCAGGAAACUCUUUACACAAGAGGCAAAGGAUUCACAGAACACUUCUGAAAACCAUAUUGAAUGUCAGACAGAUAUAACAAGAUCCUAUUUUGAACAACAUGAAGAAGAUUGUAAUCUGAAAUCCAUUUGUUGUCCAUCCAGUGUAUUGCCUGGUAUGGUUCAAAUGCCAAAAACUACAGUAAACAAUACCUUGGAUGAUAAAAGAAUCGACAAGAUAGUUUCUUAUUUAGAAACAAACUCCAAUUCUGAGUCAUGUGAUAAAAGACAAGGUGACAUUUUAAUUUUAAGUUCAGAUACCCGUUUUCUACCUGUUGAUAAAAUACCUAAGUUGGUGAAUUCAGUCAUUUCCAGUAACUGUGCUACUGAAAUUUUGAAAAGUGAAGAAUCUUGUAGAACCUGUCAUUCCAGCAUUUCAAAUUUUGAAAGUAUAGACUCAACACGGCUGUCGGCACUUGACACUGAUAGUAAUAACAGCCAUAAUCAAAAGAAGAGGAUGUUUUCAGAAAACAAAGAAAAUGUUAAGCGCAUGAAAACCUCAGAGCAAAUUAAUGAAAAUAUUUGUGUAGCCCUGGGAAAGCAAACAGCAUUGCUGGAACAGGUCAAACAUUUGAUUCAACAGGAGAUCUAUAGUAUAAAUUACAAACUGUUUGAUAAUAAGCUGAAAGAAUUGACCGAACGCAUUGGGAAGACACAGUGCAGGAAUAAACAUGAAGCGAUAGCUGAUGAACUCUUCGCAAAAAUAUCAAAACUUCAAAGACGUAUUAAAGCAGUAUUGCAAUCUCAAAAGAAUUACUUGGAACCAAAUGUAUUAACCAGUAAAACAGCCUGUAAGGUUACAAAUUCAGAGACCAUGAAUUUGGAUAAGAAUCCAGAGUCAGUCAGUAUUCCAGAUGAAGGAAAGACUUCUGUGAGCUCUGAACCUUCUAACCCUUCAGAAAAAGCAAGUGAAAAGCUUAAUUUAUCACGGGAUCAUGAUGAGGCUGUUUCAGAAAGUAACAAUGAUGAUGUUACGUUGAUUUCUGUGGAAAGUCCUAAUUUGACAACUCCAAUUACAUCAAAUCCAACAGAUACUGGAAAAACUACAUCAGGAAAUUCCAACAAUUCUAAUAAUUCACCUGGUGCUGAAACAGAAGUUACGGCUGUAGAGAAGAAGAAAUGUGAUUCUGUGAUUGAUCUGACAAAAGAAGCCCUAUCAAACUGCAGCACAGAAAGUUCAGCAUCCUCCAUCAAGUCACCUACAAACACUGCUUUGAUCUCAAAAGAGACAACCCCAGUGGCACAGAAUGCAGCCCAGGUUCUUGAGUCCUUUGAACACUUGCCACCUCUCCCAGAGCCACCACCACUACUACCUGAACUGGUAGACAAAAUCCGAGACACACUUCCUCCCCAGAAGCCUGAGCUCAAAGUGAAACGGGUGCUGAGACCCAGGGGCAUUGCCCUGACUUGGAACAUCACCAAAAUCAAUCCCAAGUGCGCUCCCGUGGAAAGCUAUCACCUCUUCCUCUGCCAUGAGAACCCGAACAAUAAGUUGAUUUGGAAGAAAAUUGGAGAAAUUAAAGCUUUGCCACUCCCAAUGGCCUGUACUUUAUCUCAAUUUUUAGCUUCCAACAAAUACUAUUUUACUGUCCGAUCAAAAGACAUUUUUGGGCGAUAUGGACCAUUUUGUGACAUAAAAUCUAUCCCUGGGUUUUCUGAAAAUCUUACCUAAAAGUCUUGAGUAAUUAGAUAUUGUACAGCACUGUUUCGUUUUCAUAUUUGAGUUGUUGGUUUACAACGUUCUCUAACACUGUUUGCCAUCUUAAAGGGCCAGUUGAGAUUGUGAACCCUUUGUACAGGGACAGUUCUCUUCCCUAUGUUGUCAGAGGCCUCUCAUUUUCAUGAAUUUCUGAUUUGCGUUCAGUAAGUACUUCCAGCGGCUAUGUUCUACAGCCUACGCUCUGGCGGACCCGGGUCACAGAGCAGUGCUGUGCACAGUACCGCUGCUGACUGGGGGUCUGCUGCGCACUUCCAUCCAGAGCCCUAGUGUGGAAGCCGCCGCCCUUCCCUCUGCCGGCAAUCCGCAGUUGGUGGUGGGUGCAGGUCGGUGAAAAAUCCGCUCUUUAGGAGGCAGGCUCAUCCCAGGGGUGCAUCUCACCAAGAUCUUAUGUAAAUAAGUGUCUUCUCAUUCCGUUCAAAAUCUAAGUGUCUUCUCAUUCCGUUCAAAAUCUAAUUAAUUUGCCCUCUCCCUUAUUUUUCUUUUUUGGUUAUAGUCACUUGGGGAAAGAGUCUGGAGGUUUUCCCUAAAUCUGUUUGUAUAUUUAGAUAUAUAUAAUAAAAUUAAACAUUGUGUGCUAUGUACACAAAGCGUAGAGAAUCUCUUAUAAAAGCAUUAUCCAACCCACUGUUUCUGCUCCAGAAAAUGGAGUUGUCUGCCUUAGGCUUUGGCUUUUAUUGGUUGAUUCUUUGGUGCUACUCUGUUCAUCGCCCGGCUGCCGUGGUUCCUCGGAGGAGCCUUGAAGGACCCCGAGAGGGGAGUGCCGGGCACACCCCUGUCUGAGGGGCACUGAGGUGAAGCUGUGGCUAGCACAGGUCGCCCAAGAAGCUCAACGAGCGGGCGCGCUGGAGAAGCGUGAGUCGGCCCAGUGCGAUGCUGAGAAAACAAACGUAACUGUUAGUGUGAAGAACAGUCUGCCCGCCAGAGGCGUUCUUUCCUGGUACGUGGUGUAUGUUCAGUCCUAGAGGCUCUGAGAUUUCAAAAAUUGAACAAGGAGGGGUUUUCUUUGGCAUUUUACAAAUGUCUUCACAUCUUUGGUCAUAAAUAAAGCUAUUAUUUU
This is a messenger RNA of Zalophus californianus (California sea lion), 3605 nucleotides long. RefSeq names its product activating transcription factor 7 interacting protein 2 (gene ATF7IP2). The coding region runs from base 419 to 2500 and encodes 693 amino acids. Gene Ontology annotation, molecular function: protein binding; transcription coregulator activity. Gene Ontology annotation, cellular component: transcription regulator complex; nucleus. NCBI's taxonomy places the organism in Eukaryota, Metazoa, Chordata, Mammalia, Carnivora, Otariidae. Gene Ontology annotation, biological process: regulation of DNA-templated transcription. The record is from RefSeq and is a predicted model, not a curated record. The transcript is spliced from 11 exons.